GUGUGUGUUAAGUGGGUGGGAACUGAAUGAAGGGAGUGGCAAAAUUAAGGGUGGGACAAAAAGCAGAAUGCAAGUGUCAUGAAUGUAAUUGCAGUUUAGGGAAAGGCAGGUAGGAAGAGUACUUCCAAAGGUUAACUAACACUCCUUAGUGAGUGUGUCAACAUCGGAAUGGUGAUAAGAAAGAGUGAGAGAGGUGGGCAAACAGCUUCCCUAGACGGCUGCUGUUGUGUGUUUCAUUUUUGUGUUAUAUCAUAGUUUAUCUUUCAAACGGGUGACUUGUUAUCAGGAAUUAUUAUCAAAAGCAAUGGAUUUUUUCCUUGAUUGUGGCUGAUUUCUAAACUUUAACGUUUUUUCGAAUUUCAACGGAACUAUUUCCUUCUUGAGAAGGGCCAGCCUCAGUGGUCUGAUACUGCUGCGAUGAAUGCCUUCCUCAGGGGAGUGUUGGGGAAAAAUUCAUCACAGGAAAUCCCCACGAUCCCCAUAGCAGUGAAUGAACAGACAACGCAUGAUGAAGAAGAGGAUGAUGAGGACAAUACAUCUGGUUUCAAGAAGGACAACCUUCGUAGAAACUCACGCUUUUACCGCUCCAUGAGGAAGAAGCGCUUGCCUUCUUCGGAAUCUUCUCAGACCUCAGGCUCUAUCAAGGCUGUCUAUGAACCAGAUGCGGUGAGCAGAGUUAAAUCCUUAAAUGUGCAGCCAAGAAAACCUCAGGCACCUAUUACAAGGAGGAAUCCUGUACAAGGGGAUGGAGGAGGAGGAGGAGGAGGACCACUGAGAGAUGUGGCCUAUGCCUCAAACGGUGGGCACAGAGGCAAUAUAGCUCACCAGCCUUUACCUAAAAUACAAAACAUAGACAAGCACGAAAUGGAAGGACUCUCAAAGUAUACGGCUGCAGCCUGCAGUGUACAAGAAACCCAUGGGGACUCUAAAGGAUUUCUGCAACCUGGCUUUGAGACAGCAGAGGGAGAUGGCAUUAAUCCAGGAAUGGUGAUUAAUGAAAGAAGCCCUCAGGCGAAAGUAGAGUCCGGCCACAGCCUCAACAUCGUCAAAAACAUUGCCUUCCUAUACCAAGAGUACCGGGACACAUCCAAGCAGCAGGAAAUUGACUUGCGCCGACAACGCGAUGGACUCACUGUCAAAGCAGAAGCAUCCGGAGGGCUGUCAUCAAGCACGAGUUCUCCACCAGUGGGGCAGCUACAGCUGAGGAACAGCAUUAACCCAAUGAGCUUGUGGCAAAACCUGGAGAUUGUACAGAAUAGUAGCCUGCUCAAUGAACUCUCACAGAAGGAGAUCGUCAUGCAGGAAGCCAUGUUUGAGCUUGUUAGCUCAGAAGCGUCCUACUACAAAAGUUUGGAGAUCUUGGAGACCACCUUUCUACAUAAUCCUGUUUUAUCCAACACCCUGAGCAACUCAGAUAUGCACUUCCUGUUCUCCAAUAUCAAGGAAGUGGUGAAAGCCAGUGAAAGCUUCCUCAUAGACCUAGAGAACCGGAUAGAGCAGUCUAUCUUGAUCUCAGAUGUGUGUGACAUCGUCCACCAACAUGCUACUGAGCAAUUCCACGUUUUCAACACCUAUGUUGUCAAUCAGGUGUACCAGGAAAAAACAUAUAGACGAAUAUUACAGGAAAAUUUGGCAUUUCGUGAUGCCAUUACGUCAUUGGAGAAAUUGCCCUGUCUGCGUGGACUAUCUUUCACUUCCUUCCUCAUUCUCCCCUUCCAGAGGAUCGUGAGGCUCAAACUGCUUGUUCAGAAUAUCCUUAAAAAAGUAGAAGAAAACUCUGAAAGGGAAGCAAAUGCAAUUAAGGCACACAAGGAGCUGGAGCAGAUUGUGAAAGACUGUAAUGAGGGUGUAAGGAAAAUGAGUCGCACUGAGGAGCUUAUCAGCAUUGAGAAAACGCUUGAGUUUAAGUGCAAGUCUGUACCAAUCAUCUCUCAUUCCCGCUGGCUGCUCAAGAAGGGUGAGGUGCAGCAAAUGUCUGGGCCUAAGAGCACCCGAACCAUUCGAAGUCGGAAAUUAUAUCAGCCUGUCUAUUUGUUUCUUUUCAAUAAUCUGCUACUUAUUACAAAACGCAACUCAAGCGGCGAUAAGUUUCAGGUUCUUGACUCUUGCACACGUGCAAUGUUGAGAACCGAAGAUCAGGAGGACCAGGGUCAGCAACUGGCAAACAUAUUUAAUCUUAAGCUCCUGGAAAACCAAGAAGAGCGGCAGGUCAGCUACAUGCUGAAGACCACCAGCAUGAGUGAUAAGCACCGGUGGAUAUGUGCUCUGACCCCUCAUCGGCGCACACGCUUUAUGUCUACAAGUGCCCAUCAACCAGACUCUCCUCAGGUCCAGUGUAUUCAGUCCUACACAGCUCAGGAGCAAGACGAGCUCUCUGUUGAGAUGGCAGACGUCUUGAACAUCCUGGAGAGAACAGAUGACGGCUGGAUGAUGGGUGAGAGGCUCCACGAUAGUGAGAGGGGCUGGUUCCCCACCCGGGUGGUGGAGGAGAUCCAGAACAAAGAAGUCAGGGCUCAGAACCGGAAAGAAGUCUUAAGGAUCCAACAAAACAAGAUUGAUGGACCACCCUCAGGAGUUAGAGGAGCGGGCAUGAGGGGAAACAGGCGCCCACCAAUGGUCUCCAAUCAUUCCCGCACAGAAGGCGUGCAAUAAACUACUGCCAAUUGAAGAAGUGCAGUGAACGAGAGGAAGUAAUAUAUACUCCUUAGUAUAGCGGAAAAAAAAUUAAAAGGACACAAUGUCACGUGUAAAUAAGUGGUUAAGGAUUGAAAGCACUUCAGUGGACAAUUUUUAUAAAAUUAAUUUAACACAUUUUAUAAAUAUAAUGACACAAAGGUAGUUUGUAAUGUAUAUCACCAGAUGGAUGUAGUUUGAACACAGCUAUUUUUUUUCAAGUUCAAGUUUAUUGUAGCCAUUUCAACAGUAUAUAAAAUACAGUUCAUGAUAAAACCUACAAAUAUUUUAUUUUUCAAAUACCCUCAGUCUAAACAUUAAGAUUCAGAAAACAUUGUGCAUGACAGUCUCGUCUUUGACCUUGCUUAAACAAAAUAAAAGACAGCAGGGUGUGUUGCAUGUGUUUAUGUAGGAAAUGACAAAUCAGUUGUUACACAGUCAGUUAAUUUCUCAAAUUCUGAUACAAUGGUAUAAUUUAAUAAUAUUAUAUAUAUGAUCAAUCGAGAAAUCAUGUUACAUCAUACUAUUAAUUUUAUCUGCAUUGCAUUUAAAUAAAGAGUGAACUGAGUAUAUAAAUAUUAUUUAGGUAAUACUUGUUUUUGUAAUUAUUCAGUGUAUAAACAGUAGUUAUGGUUAUCAAAUAAUUCAAAAGUGCAGCUUUUUGGGGAUGUUAAAACAAUACCUAAUUUCUUAAAUAUGAACCUAAAAAGAAAAACUUGAAGUAUAGAUCAGUGCAUUUCACAAGUUAUCAAAAAUGUUUGAAUGUUUCAAUAGUUUGCCAAGAUCAAAUGGAAAUUGAGACACAGUAGCCUACUGCCCAAAAUUGUACAUCAAAUCAAAGUAUAUCUAAAGGAAGAAUUUAAACAUUUCAUACAUAAGUGUUUUCAAUGUGAUUAACUGCAAUUUGUUGCUUGCAUGACAUAUUGCAUUAUUCUUUCCAUUUCUAUAAUUACAGAAGUCCAGAAAUUGUGUUCAGAUUCCCUUUAUAAUAAAACAAUAACUUUCGAUUAGCUUGAAUAGACUUAUACUACCUUUUUUUAAAAGAUACCUUCUAACCUCUGAUUACAAGGUCGUGUCUAUUCUUUCUAUCCUAAAAUGAUCAUAACAUCAGGAACUGGAGUUGGAGUAAAAUCUAUGUAAAAUGCAAUAUUUAUUUUGAAUGGAAUUUAUUUAUCUAAAUGGUGCUGUCAUGUUCUCCAUGUAUGUCUCUGUUAUGCUUUAAUAAUUGGCCAAACACCUCUCCGUACAAAAGUCUCCGUAGACUAGUCCUUCAGACAUCAGGCUUCAUUCAAAUCAAAAGGGAGAAAUGGAUGGAUAUAGAUCACAAUAUCACAAUAUUAUGUGUAUAUAUAAAAAAAAUCAACAACUCAACAUAGGACUACAUAUAUACAUAUCAUAUAGCGGCAAAAAUUGUAUACAUCAAUAUGUAUAUAAAAUGACUGCUAUGCAAAAAAGAAUACACAAAUAUUUUUGAUUCUAUGACAUAGGAACGUAGUAAGCUAUUUCAAUAAGGCAGACGGCUAACAUGUAAUUUUUAAAAUCAUGUUCAAAUCAUAUGUACAUUGAUAUGAAACAAAUAGACAAAAAGAUUGUUAGGAUACGGUAGGAAGGAUAGUAACUGAGUGAAAUGACCCGGAAGUAUCUAGUGGCAGCCACGAUAAGAGCUGUAGAAUUCUCUAAAUGCUAAGGAAAAGUGUUUCAAUACUUCCUGAUAUCUCUUUUAGCAUAGGGUACUGCACCAUAGGCCUCAACAUAUUCUGUUUUUUGCUCAGGAAAUGUCCUUUCCUAACAGGAUGACCCGGAAAUACUUGGAGGAAAGGUUGUUCAAAUUCUAAAAAUGUUUUGGAUUCUCGAUGCAACCUUUAACCCACCUUUAGCAUAGGUUACACCUGACCAACCUUUACGAAAGGAAAGGAGAUAUUGGUAACCCAUAAUCCUUUACUGCGGCAAUAUUUGAAGCAACAGGCCAACGACGAUGUUUACCGACUCUACGGGAAGACGCAGGAGAGACGCGGUAAAGCAGAAGAAAGGAGAGAAGGAAAGAACAUUUAUAAUGAUGGAUAUGGAUACCGAUUCCAGAAACAUAAUUAUUUGAAUCGAAAGGAACUCAAUAAUUGCUGUUUAGCUAAUACAAUUACAUGAAACUACACAGUUGAAAGUGAUGGAAAUGGAUUAACUUGGCAAUUAAUGUCAACUUAUUCGUAGUCUAUAUAGCACCUACAAAAUAGCAAUGUGCUGUAGAAACUAGCCUAACAAAAUGGAAAACCCUAAAGAUAAUAAAGAACUCAUAAAAGGCCAAAGGGGUGAUCCAUCAAAGUCGCUGAAGAAGGCGGCGCUUAGUUGAUUAAGCCCAGUUAGAACUAACGCCAACUUCCACUUGAGGCCGUUACGUAAAUUAAGCACACAAGCUGCAAUACCCCCACAUAGCCACAUGGGAGCAGGAUCAAACAUAUGCUGCAUUACCCCCACAUAGCCACAAGGGAGCAGGAUCAAACAUACAAGCUGCAAUAACUACUCCAGCCACAGAUGGCAGCACCUUUAGACAGGUGAGGAAGCCGCAGCCAACACGUCACAUAGGCCACGCCUACUUGAUACAAAUGCGGAGCGGGAGUGAGAUCAGGUCAGAAACCCAUGGCAGCCCCGUUGGUAGCCCCGUGGCUAGAAGAUAGGUCAGCCGUGGGUCGCUCCACGCGCGUGUUAAAUACAAUUCCCCUCUUUUUGCUUCAUAGUUACCAUACCGAAAUACUUUAACAAAUAAAGUGAGUUAAAAGCGAUCCGGUUUAGACUUUCUUCAACAACACGACAAGGAUAAAGCCAUUCCAUCAACCCAGUUCAGCCGCACCUUGCUCAGGUUAGUUCAAACCAGGCUAACAUUAUCGUGGAUUAUGCUCGCUCAUGAGAUAUGUAACCAGCCCAGAAUGUCGAAUCAUGAAUCAAAUGUCCGAAAAGGACAGAGCGGGAUAUUAUCCAGCGGCGAACAGAAGCUGCUUGUGGAGGUCUAUGAGGAGUACAAGCAUAUAAUAACUCAAAAAGGGAACACCGUAACCAUUAAUAAAAACAGGGAGGCCACCUGGCAAAAAAACCGCCAUCUGUUGAAUGCAUUACUGUAUUAAGCAUAACAUUUUAAUUGAAUAUUGACAAUGGUUUUGUAAUCAGGGAGAUGGUCUCGAGGUAACUUGUCAGACUUGCACCGAGACGUCCGGCGUUCAGGAUUACUGUAGAAAUCAAAGAACUCUUGCCAUAUAUUUUCUAUUUCUUUGAAUAUUUUUAAUUGACCGACCAUAGUAUUUAUCUCAACAGAAGUGGUCUUGCCUGCCUGCUGAGAAACUCACCUGAAUGGAAUUUAUGUGGCUGACAAUUUUCCAUGCUGCAUUGUCUGUCAAGUGACCAAGGCUUCACUAUCAGUAACAUUAAUAUUAACAUUAACUUUACCAUGGGUUUUUCAUCACAACAGUAAUUUUUGGCUGGAUGACACCGACCUCAAUUCUGAGUGGCUAAAAAUGGAGAGAGGGGACUGCUUGCCUUUUUCCAUAGGUGCAAUUGUCAUGUCCCCAGUAUCACUGAAUAGGUCAACAUAUGAUCAUAACCUUUUAAUACAUGCUGCCAUACGGGUCUGGAAGCUGCUGAAGUCCACUCUUAAUUUAAGAGAUGUCUUUCCUUCUCCCAAUCGUAAAUAACCCCUCCUUCAAACCCUCUACAUUAGACGGUGCUUUAGUCCAAUGGAAGGACAAAGGGAUUAGAACCGUGGGUGACCUUUACCUGAAGGGUACCUUCUCCUCCUUUCAAGAUCUGCGGGAGAAGUAUAAAUUAAACUCUAAUAAUUUUUUCAGAUAUCUUCAGAUCAGGGAAUAUGUGAAAACACACUUGCCGGACUUCGUCACUACCAGCCCAGAUAAACUUGACGUGUGUAUUAACAGACAGGCGGAUUCAGAUAAGUUGAUAUCCUAUGUUUACAAUGUUCUACAAAACAUUAAUGCCCCUUCAUCUGAGGUCUACAAGCGUGCUUGUAGACAAACUCCUGAUGACCUAUGGGACGACAGCUUUCAUUAUAUUCAAACUCGCUCCAUAAAUGCCAGACACUGUCUAAUACAGUUUAAAAGUGCUACACCGGCUAUACUACUCGAAAUCCAAACUGAAUAAAAUAUUCCCUAAUGUUUCCCCCCUCUGUGAUAAAUGUCAGAUCCAUAAAGCCACUUUAACCCACAGCUUUAUUCUUUGCCCCAAAAUCGAAAGCUUUUGGACCGAAAUUUUCAGAAUCUUCUCCAAUACUCUGAAAAUUACACUAGAGCCAGACCCUAGAAUGAUUAUUUUGGGGCAUUCCGAGGCACUUAGUAAACUGACUGCCUCUCAACAACGCUUUGUCUCUUAUGGACUAAUAGCAGCAAAAAAACUCAUACUUAAAUUCUGGAAGGGUGCUGAAGUUCCUCCAUUUAGGCUGUGGAUUUCAGAUUUAACAGACACAUUGCAUCUAGAACGUAUUAGGUUUAUCUUGAGUGAUUGAAGCAAUUUUCAAAAAUAUGGUCACCUUUUAUCUCAUUCCUCGAUCAACAAACUAUUUGAACAUAAAUAUAAAAAUCACACGUUGGCACGGAUGGGUAGGUUAGGGGGUGGUGGAUGGGCAGUUUCCUUUUUUUUUUUUAAUGUAUUUUUAUGUUUAUUCAUUUAUUUAUUAUUAUUACUUUUUUACCAUCUUCUUUACCAUUUAUAUUAUGCUUGUAAAAAAUGUAAAAUUGAAGCUUUUCCCUAUUGCGUAUAAAUGUCGAGUGAUGAGAAUGAUUCCAAUAAAAAUAUUUGAAACUUUACCAUGGGUUUUUGCAAGUUAUAUUUGGGUUCUAGGGAAAUUGUAAGACAUAUUUAUUAUACAAAGUCAAUUGUUAGGCCUACCUUCUCUGACAAAAAGGGAAUUACAAAAAAGCCAACGCCAAGAUUCUAUGACGUAGAACACGAACUCGGGUCACCCGUACCACAGGGCAAGUGCUAGACCACUAACCUAACUACUGGUUCCUAAUAUCGAUAGAAUACACAGAUUUUUAUAAAAAUAUGUUGAGAAAAUAUCCACGAUAACAAAAGAUAGCAAUUCAUUCAAUUAUUUCAUUUGCAUAAUUUAAUCUUAGACCCUUAGUGAAAAUAUACGCUGUUUGUACUUCAUAUAUGGAUUAGGAUUAGACUAGGAUUGGCGGAACCUUCUGAUGGUACACUUGUUGCCGACAGAUGGGACUUCUCUGAAACACCGAUCAAGUAAGCCUGACAGUUAACCUGCUACUGACCAGGGGCCGUAUUCACAAAGGAUCUUAGGGCUAACAGUAGGUCCUAACUGGCGAAUUUAGGAGUAACUCCUAAAAAUAAUGAGCGUGUCUCUCCUAACUUUUUUCACUAAGAGCAAUUCACAAAGUAUUUUAGGCCUAAAAGUAGCACCUAAGUCUAGGUGAGCUUAAAAGUCCUCAAGAGGACUCCUAACUCAGUAAGACCUAUUCACAAAGAAUCAUAAAAUACCUGCGAGACGAAAUGUUAGGGUAUUAAACUUGUUGUGGAGUUAGUGCGCGAUGCAAUAACAUCCCCAACUAACAGGAUGCCAAAUGUUUGGCCACACUACGUUAUUUAGCAACAGGGGAAAUGCAACUUUGCAAUGCCGACGAUUUAAAAAUAUCGCAACCAUCAGUCAGCCGUGCCAUAAACUUUCCUUUGGACAUUCAACAAUUACACAGGAUCAAAGCCAACUUCAUGGCAAUUGCAGGUAUGCCCGGUGUGGUCGGUCCUAUUGACGGGACGCACAUAAAAAUAAUUGUGCUAUCAAAAGACGAGGACGUGUUCGUCAAUAGGAAGAAAGUGCAUUCCAUCAACACGCAGGUUGUUUUUGAGGCAAAUUUUAACAUAGCCUACUGGAUGUUGAUGCAAAUUGGCCUGGAGCUUCAGCUACCCAUGAUUCGCGCAUUUUAAUGGUGAGCGGUCUGAGGCAGCUUUUUGAGAUGUACCAGUUGGGUGUCACUUGCUGGGUGACAGUGACAUGCAAGACGUGGCUCUAGACACCCUACCUCAAUCCACAACCGGGAGCACAGUUAAAGUAUAACAUGUAAGUGAUCACGCAGAUUACGCUUAGUCCUAUGCGUAAAACACAUCGUAUUGGCUCUUUGACGCCUUUUAUUUGUUGAAUCCAUAUUUAUUAUUGUUGACUGAUUUCCUCCAUAUAUGCUAGAGCAAACAAACAUACACGAAAUGUUGUGGAGAGAGGAAUUUGGCAGAUGAAACGUCGGUUUCAUGUCCUCCACGACGAAAUACGCCUCACCCCAGAGAGGGCAAGCACAGUAAUCACUGUAUGUGCCAUUCUACACAACCUCUGCAAGUGGAGGAACAUUCCACAGCCAGACGAUGAUGAUGAUGAUGAUGGCGAUCAACAUGACAAUGAAUUUGGCCGUGUGGAACCGAGUGGACUGGCAUUUAGGGAUCACUUUGAAAACACAUUUUAGGUAAACGCCUUGGCACAAAUCAGUCAACACAUAACAUUUAUUUUCUUUAAAAUUUUACGUAUUUUUAUUGUUUGCUUUCUCUCUCUCUUGAACGUGCAGGCUACAACGUCAUUAUCGUGGUCUGCACAAAAUUGUCAUCAUGCGUGUACUCUGCUAACUGCACUAUAACUACUUAAUAGGAAUUCAUUUCUAGCCUAGGUGAUUUCCUUGUUUUUCUGUGAUUUAGUGGGCUCGUCUGAACAACCAAUCACCGAACUGACCGGUUCUAUCUCGUGCACGAGAAUUGACCUAAUCCAUAGCAACGGCGCGUCACUCUUAGUUCAUUCUUAGUGAUUCAUCCUUAGUAAGAGUAGGUCUCAGCGGCUUUGUGAAUAACUUUUAAGAAAAAACUCCUACGUAAAAUGUUUUAGCUCGAGUUAGGAGCACUCCUAGCGGUAAGGUAAAAUGCUUUGUGAAUAGCGGAGAUUCCCUUAAAUUCCGUUCCCACGUUAAGGGAACGGAACUUUAGCUGAAAGUAGCGAGGCUAAGCAGAAUAAGCCUGGCUUUGCCUUUAGCUUGGUUCAUGGAAUACCCCUUAACAAGUUAUUAUCGUAGCCCAUAAUUGACACCAUAAGAAAAUAAAAUGCCCACUUCACAUUUAAGAAAGACUACUGGGGGCAGUUAAUUUCAACAUUAACAUAAGUUUAGCCCCUUUUUCAAAUGUGAAUUGGGAUUCAAGUGGCCUAAAAUAUUCCGGACCUAGUCGGACCUAAAUGAUUCUCACUGUUGGCGACAACCUGAUUGAAAUCAAUACGACAAGAACGCAUGGAUCGAAAGAGCGCUUGUUGUAGUCCAUCUUCGGAAAAUUGUAGCUUCACGCUAGAGACGCUAGAGUUUAGCAAUACUCGCCGUCGCACAAUGACGUCGGCUAGGAAAAUUGGAGUCUAGUUUUCCUAUGUUCGAAAGAAAGCACCCUUUCAUCUCUUGACCCGAUGACUUUUUCCAUAAGGUUAAGGAAAGGAGACAUCGAAGUUAGGAGAUUUGACUUUCCGAAUUGGGCCCAUGAUUUAUGAAAAGGAAAGGAGAUAAAGCCGCCCCACAAUUCCUUGCGUUAGCAACAUUUAAAGCAAAGUACCAGUCACUCAUUCAGGGAAGCAAACAGUCAACUUUGAAUAUCAAUCACGACAGGUGGUUGGGGUUGAGCGACCAUUCUCAUUGUGACAACUAUUAUGUUGCACUUUUGUGACUGGUAGCCUCGGUUUAUUUAUUUUCCCAUAAAAAUUCAAACCUAAGUAAUGUUUUUCAUGUUGUCCACUUUUAUAUAGCCUGUAUGAAACAUGGUCAGAGCGCAUGGAGUGAAAAGUUUAGAAAUCUUUCUCUUUCGAUGCAAACGUGUAACUAAGCUUUGUAACAAAGGGUUGUAUAAACCUUAUACCAACCUUAUAACCUUAUACACAAUCGUUUUAGCACAAUCAACAAGUUUCUUUCCCUUUCGAUGGAAGCACAUUACGUAUCUUGCCAAGGGUAUCUAGCCCUUAUACCAAUGUCUGGAAGUGAAGCACCAUAGUUUUCAACACAAGACGCAACGUUAAAGAUCAGCAAGACAUUGUUGGUCAAUCAGUGAUUCUCUUGCUCUGAAAAGCAGUUUCAGCAAAUAAAAAUACUGAAACUGACCGCGUCCCUUAAACCCAGUUUCACACCAAAAUGUAGUGUAACUUUGAAAACGUAGUCGUUUUACAAUAACGGCUCUCAACAUGUGACACGCCAACGUUUUUUGCCCUGUUCUUUUCAAUGGGCCUGAGUCCAGGUCACGGGACUAACAAAGUUGCUGGAGUGGUUGCUAUUGAUUAUUUCCUUUGUCAAGUGCAAUGAUCAUGGCAAGCUGCAUAUUUAUAGUAACUAGAGUAUCCGUGCGCACGUUGCGCCCGCUCAACCUCUAGUUGUAGUUAAACCCAUAGUUAUAAUCUGGAUCCCCAGUCGAUAAUGUAACAAAUAUCUGAGCGCAUAAUAUAACAUUUUGCCUAUAAUGUUACAUCCUAUAACAUUUUGGUUCACCUAUUACAUAAUGAAGCAAGGAUAAUAAUUAUCUCCUUACGUUAUGAAGCAAGCAUUAUCAUUUUUCUACUUAAAAGCCGUUUUCACAUAUGUCCUCCUCAUUUUUGCCUAAUUUGUAUAUCAGGAGAUUCAACCCUGAGGGUGAUUUGCAAGGAGAGGGAUAUGAUGUAGGGUCUUAGUUCGCAAGAGGCGGGAUAAGUUAGGCCGUUGUCACUGUAGUUUGAUUUGGUUUUGUCACGGUUAGCGGGUGGCAGGCAGGACUCAAUAGCAGACAGUUCAGAUUAAGGAUAAUUUAUAAACGCAAAAGGCAAGGAACACCGAGAACACAGGUGACACAGGUAACACAGGGAACACACAGGACACAACUCACCACAAACUACAAUAAUCCGACAAGGAACAAAGGAAAGACAAGGGCUUAAAUACUAAACACAUCGAACACAUUUUCACACACUUAUCUGUACUUUUGUAAGGGAUCCGGUUAUUUAAGUUCCUGUUUUUUCAGCAACAUGUGUUUUUUAUUUACAUUUUGUAGGUCAGUUGGUGGUGUCAUGUGCUUAUCUGUUUGUUUUGGAUUGCAAUGUACUUUCGACUCCACCCUGCUACUUCCUGCUUUUCUUUGAAUUGCUGAGAUCCCCUGAGUUUGUGAACACACCUGUUGCUAAUGUGUGUUGAUUGGUUUGUUGCUACUUAAGCUCAGUGUGCCCAUUCAGGCCACGUUUAUACGUAGCAGGUUAUUUAUGGAAACGAAUAUUUCCCCCCCUCCAUUUUCCAAAAUAACAUUGUGCACACAUUGUUUUCAAAAAAGUUGUCGUUUACAGCAAAACGCAUAAAAACGCCGUCGAGCGCCAUUAUAACUAUGCGAAACCUAUGGGCGGCAGUGUAGGGAGAAGGAUAAAGCCAUGAAAGCCAAUCAGAAUCCUCAGAAUCAACAACAACGAAUAACACAAGGGUCUUCCUGUAACAAACAAACUGUAAACAUAGGGCGCUCAUAUGACGUUAAGCAUUUACUGGCGCAUAAUGUGACGAUUCAGAACCUAAAACCCUGUUUCUCCCCGUUGACACGACAACACAUAACCGGCGUUUUCAGAAAUCUCCACUUCUGCCGGAGUUUUUAGAAAUGAUCGUUUUCUGUGAUAAAAACAGCGUUUUCGUGUAAAUGAGAGGCCAAACCGCGUGGAAAUAUCUGCGUUUUCCCUUCGUGUAAACGGGGCCUCAGUCUCUGUCGGAUCGUGCCUGUAUGUUACCUGUGCCUUGCUGGGAAUAAACUCAGAGAAAGUUUUUGAAACCAAGCCUUCUGUCUGCGAUUGGAUCCUUUUCUACUGAAAGCCUAAAAACUUUCUACUCCUUACUUUUUAAAAAUGGCCUCGUUACUCCUAUUUAAUUUCGGCUUGUUUUUAUUCCGCCGGCGUUCAAAAAAACAAACAAAAAAACCUAUCCAGACAAUUCGCACCAUCGGAUAGAGUGGAUUUUAUUUGUUGGAUGAGAAUAGAAACAUAUACCAUUCUGACACCCUAUUGGUUGCAGGGCUGAUCUUCAGUCCAAAAAGAGCAUGCAUUGGCUCGAAGAACUUUGAGAACCAGUUGCUUUUGCAGCUGAAUAAAGCCUAUUGGUAACUCUUUGUUGCAUGGUCUGUGCAUAACUGGGGGGUAUACCACGAACCUCGCUGAACAUACCCAGGCUUUCUUGGGUAAACCUGGCUGGACAGAGCCACAACUCGCAAUCAGAGUUAAAUGGUACCACGAAGCUCACUUUAGAUUCAAUUAGUUGAACCAGGUUUCCGCUUUAGGUUCAGUGCGCGUUCACUUGAAAGGGGCGUUCUUUGUGUCAUUUUUCUCACCUUUACGAUAGUUCAAGCAGUCUAUAUGCGUAUAAGUGAAAAGAUUCUGCAUAUUGUCUAUAAAAUAACUAUGCCAAAUACAGAAUUGUUCACCAUUAAUCCAAAUAGAAUGAUGAUGAUUAAAAAAUGCAUAAGCAACGUCCAUCCUGCCUUAUUCUAUCAUUUAGGGAAUUCACUUUAAAUACACCCUAUGUAAGAAAUGUAUCGCAUGUUUUCAACCGCUGAGAGGUAGUGGCUGUAGCGUAGUGGAUUAGUAUAAGACCCGAACGCCAGCGACCGGGGUUCAAAUUCGCCGGUCUAUCAUCAUGCAUUUUACCCCCAUAGAUGUGGUUGCCAGCACGGCCUUGAAAAUAUGGGUUCAAGUUCAAAAUAAAAAAAAAAUAGACUGACGCGCUACCUCCACUCUAGCACUCCGUCACGGAGACACAAUGAACAACAGUAAGCAUUGUCUACAUAAGGUCCAAAAGGACGAUCAAAUAACGAACACCCUCUGAUGAGAAUCUGUAUCUCUCAUGAAGAACCCCAAUUUCGUUGUUUGCACAAUGGCAAUAAAGUCUGAAAUCUGAAUAUCGUCAGACAAUGCCAAAGGAUCGGUUCUGUCCCGUAAAACCCUCCGUCUCCGGAGUGACGCCUGUACGAGAAGUGCGCCGAGGUCCACGGGAACACCCACAAAUGGUGACGCCAUUCUCAGAGGAGGGGCUAGGAAGCACGCCGAUUUAAGUAGCCGAUCUCCGGCUAGACUAAGCCGAAAAACUGCUCCCGACCAGGUUUGGUUGCGAGCAUAAGUCACCAUGGUGAUACAGCGACGCUAAAAGAGAUCGACUUUCGUGGUACAACUAACCCAAGCUUUGAGCUCAACAUACCUCGCUAACCCUCUAAGUGAGCUUCGUGGUACAGGCCCCAGAUGUAGAUACUGGUGUAGAUAUUGUGGUUUUUUUUCAGGAAAUGUUUAAUCACUAGCAAAAGUUUGGUUAGCACCGUCAGCUGGGCACUGCUGAUUUGUUAUGGUGCGUCCCAGUUUGCCAAGUUCUUACUCGUUACAUCUUUAAUUAAUGCAGCUAAGCUUGGAUACGUGCUUUUGAUAACAUGCCUCUGAAGUUUGACUUUUUGCACCAUUCCAAUACUUACAGGGAACUAGUCAUCAUAUCUUCCGCUCCAUGAAACACAUGUUAAUGCUCAGUAGUACACAUAUAUGGUUCUUUAAUGUAUUUGCAUUGUACCCAUAUGCGUUCAUUUUCAAUGGGCAUAAAUGUGUCUGAAACAGGUGCAUCCCAAUUUUUUCAACAUUAACAUUAAAGUCAUUAGAUGGCAUUUACAAAAAAAAAAUUGAAGUGGGGCAGUGUGCUAUAGAGGUGUGCUGUGUGUGCGUCACUAAUUCACGGAUGGGAUAAAUGCAGAGACCAAAUUCCUUGUGUGUGUGAGCAUACUUGGCAAAAAAGCUGAUUGUAAUUCUAUAGGCCCCUGUGGCACGGCCUAAGCUUUUGUCCUUAAUGGCAUUUUUUCCCCCUUGCAUUACUUUUACUGUAAUACUUUAAGUAGUUUUGAAACCAGUACUUUUAUACUUUUACUUAAAGAGAUACAUCACCGGUGGGAAUAUGAAGGUUUUAUGAAUUAUAUAAUUCAAUGUAUUAUAAAUGUGAAAAGAAUUUGAAAUCGGUUCAUCCUAGCCUGAAAAAAGGCAGAAAGAGUGUUUUCAUGGUCUCUCUGGCUCAAAGUAAGAAAACCUGCAACUACCACAGUGCAUUGCGCUCGCUGCCCCGCCCACCUGUUUCCGGUCUCUCGUCCCCCUCAAUCCCCCUCAGUACGCGAGCUCCCGCCCCCUCUCAAUCCAUAUUGGUGGAAAAAUUGGCGGCAAAUUUGCCACCAAAAGAGUGUUGUAGUCCUCGGCCCUUCUAGCGGGACAAGAGGUUUCUCCCGAAAUGACGUCAAACGCGUCAUUUGACGUCAUUUCGGGAGAAAAUUAGAUGAGAAAAAAUGGGCCAAGGGGAGACUGGUUUGGACUGAUAUUUAUUUAUAUAUUUAUUUAUAUUACAAUAGCGAUUUUAUAAUGAUAGAACGCCGGUUCUAAAUGGGUGAAGUAUCCCUUUAAGUAAAAAGCUUGAGUUGAUACUUCAACUCCUACAGAAGUAUUUUUAAACACUAGUAUCUACUUGAGUAAUGAAUGUGAAUACGUUUGACACUGCACACAGGACACAACUCACCAUAAACUAGAAUGAAAUCCAACAAGGAACAAAGGAAAGACAAGGGCUUAAAUACUAAACACAGGGCACGCAACGAGUAACAGCUGAAACACAUUAGGGGAUGGAGCAGUAAUCACACAGGAGGGAAACUUGACCGGACAUGGGGAGAAACAAGACAGAGAUACCAAAGGAGAACAGGGAACACACCAAAACAAGACAAGGAAACAGACCAGGACAGGUUUGACUACAGACCAAAUGGAGGCAGGGUUAGAACUCAUCACGAUCAUCUUAAAUGUUGCUAAAAUGAUGCACCAUAUAUUCCGUUGCAUCCACAAAAUCCGAAGCAUCGAUCGAAGAAAGAUUGGAGCUAGACACAACGAAGAAGAAAGGCGUUGCGUAAAAAUGCGUUACCGGGGAAAGAGCGAUUUUUUUUUGUUGCUUCAUUUCACAUAUAACAAACACUGGGACAAAUGUAGUUGAUUUCUUUGUUUAACUUAGAAAACAGGUAGUGGAAGGACGGGACCCUAUAAUGUUUCAAAGUACAACUUAUUACCGCUGUAUCAGCUGUUCUUUCCCAAAUAAUUUAACAAGAAUGUGUGGCUAGGUAGAUGAGAGAAGCAAAGUGUAUGCGCGAGGUGCACAAGCAACAUUAUGCAUGCUCCCUUAAAAUAGCAUCUGAACAACGCGCCACUGAC
This is a messenger RNA of Gadus chalcogrammus (walleye pollock), 15883 nucleotides long. RefSeq names its product ephexin-1-like. The record is from RefSeq and is a predicted model, not a curated record. Lineage: Eukaryota; Metazoa; Chordata; Actinopteri; Gadiformes; Gadidae. Gene Ontology annotation, molecular function: protein binding; guanyl-nucleotide exchange factor activity. Gene Ontology annotation, biological process: activation of GTPase activity. The transcript is spliced from 15 exons. The coding region runs from base 418 to 2652 and encodes 744 amino acids.